GCAGCACAGCCAGCGGCAGCACCCGGACCACCAUGGCAUUCAGCACCCGCCUCGCCUCGUCUCUCUGGCCCACCCUGGCAGCUCUGCACUGGACAGCCCCCAGGCAGUGCCGGGGGCUCAGCACUCCUCAGGGACCAGAGCCCUCACUCGACCUCAGGGGCAUCUUCCCACCCCUCGCCACCCCCUUCUCACCCAAACAGGAGGUGGACUAUGCCCAGCUGGAGGGGAACCUGUCCCGCUACGCCAGCAUCCCCUUCCGAGGGCUGGUGGUGCUGGGCUCCAAUGGGGAGUAUCCCUACCUGGCGCCCCGUGAGCGGCUGGAGGUGGUGAGCAGCGUGCGCCGGGCUCUGCCCAGGGACCGCCUGCUGCUGGCCGGCUCGGGCUGUGAAUCCACCCAGGCCACCAUUGAGAUGACUGUCAGCAUGGCAGAGGCGGGGGCUGAUGUGGCGCUGGUUGUGACACCCUGCUAUUACCGGGGGGCCAUGACCAGUGCUGCCCUGGUCCAUCACUACACGGAGGUCGGUGAUGCAUCCCCCAUCCCUGUGGUGCUCUACAGUGUCCCGGCCAACACCGGCCUGGACCUGCCCAUGGAGGCUGUCAUCACCCUGGCUCAGCACCCCAACAUCAUUGGGAUCAAGGACAGCGGUGGGGAUAUCACCCGCAUGGGGCUGAUGGUCCACAAGACAAGGCAGGAUGAUUUCCAGGUGCUGGCAGGAUCAGCUGGCUUCCUGCUGGCAAGCUAUGCUGUGGGUAGGUGCAGCUGCCCCUCCUUGGCUGGGGGCACAGGGUGGUGCCCUGGGGACACCGGCAGAGACUGUGCAUGCGGGCAGGGGGAGGCAGGUGCAUCUGGGGGGGUCUGUGCCCUCGCCAACAUCCUGGGGGCCCCCCUGUGCCAGCUGGACCGCCUGUGCCGUAAGGGCCAGUGGGAGGAGGCCCGUGACCUGCAGCACCGUCUCAUCGAGCCCAACACAGCAGUCACCCGCCAGUUCGGAGUUCCGGGGCUGAAGAAGGCCAUGGAGUGGUUUGGCUACUACGGUGGUCCCUGCCGUGCACCCCUGGCCCCACUGAGCCCUGUCCAGGUUGAAGAGCUGAGGAACACCUUCAGCACCAAUGGCUGGUUGUAAGAGGUCCCCCAUCUUCCCCUUCUCACACUGGGAAGGCACAGGAGUCAGGGACCCCAGGAACGGGGGACAUGGUGGGGACACUGGGACAUGGCUGUGCUGGGCAGAGCGGGUAAAGGGGGCAACCCCUGGCCAGCCUGCAUCCCUGCCAGCCCCCAGGGGCCUGUUGUUCUCACCUGGGAAGGGGUGGAUCCUUGUGCCAUGAAUAAAAUGGCUGUCCUCCCUC
Pipra filicauda (Wire-tailed manakin) is the source of this 1347-nucleotide messenger RNA. It is a transcript of the gene HOGA1, whose product is annotated as 4-hydroxy-2-oxoglutarate aldolase 1. Gene Ontology annotation, biological process: N-acetylneuraminate catabolic process. NCBI's taxonomy places the organism in Eukaryota, Metazoa, Chordata, Aves, Passeriformes, Pipridae. The transcript is spliced from 7 exons. The record is from RefSeq and is a predicted model, not a curated record. Bases 33 to 1124 code for a protein of 363 amino acids. Gene Ontology annotation, molecular function: 4-hydroxy-tetrahydrodipicolinate synthase activity; N-acetylneuraminate lyase activity.